This is a messenger RNA of Arctia plantaginis, 705 nucleotides long. The record is from the annotation of a GenBank genome assembly. Lineage: Eukaryota; Metazoa; Arthropoda; Insecta; Lepidoptera; Erebidae.
AUGGCUUUCGUCUUUAAAACUUUUUUGACGUUACUUACUUACCUCAUUAUCGUACAAAACGUCUCUUUAUUACCCAUUGAUCUAAAUUUGAAUCAUUCAAGAACUACAGAAGAUCUGAUUUCAAGUUAUGAUGACAAAAGUGGUGAUGUUUUAGUAAGGAUCAGAAAAGCAUCAGUUAAAGUUGGAUCGUGUCCAAGAGGAAAGGAACGUUAUAAAGGAAGAUGCAGGACUCAGGAAGAAAUUCAACUCCUACGUGACAACGAUUAUGACGACAACGUAACUGAACCUGCCUUGUAUGAGGUAGUACCACUCAUCCGAAAAGAAACUGUUCCAAAAUCUGGAAUUGUUCAUAAAUACGAAAUCCUGACUUCCACGGAAUAUGAUAUUGAGACUAGCACAGUGACUCUACUGGAGGUUACAGAUUCAGAAUUAGACACCACAGAGAGUACACUUGAUAUUGAUGCAAAAGAAAUCCAUGCAGUUUCUCCUACACUCAUUUUUGAAGACGACAAUGGUGCAGAUUCAGAGAGACUGAAAAAUUUGACGUACACAUUACUCAUUGUUUUCGUCGCCGUUGUGGUACUGUUUUGGUUGUUUAAAUUACUUUACAAUUAUCUACGGAGAGAAGACUAUACAGUUUCACAUUCGUGCUCCAAUGAUGAGGUGUGUGGUGCGAUGUCUUCGCGAUGUCGAUUAUGUUCGUAA